Taeniopygia guttata (zebra finch) is the source of this 3987-nucleotide messenger RNA. RefSeq lists its product as uncharacterized. Lineage: Eukaryota; Metazoa; Chordata; Aves; Passeriformes; Estrildidae. The record is from RefSeq and is a predicted model, not a curated record.
UAAAAUCUGCACGCCAGGGAGGAAUGCCCACUGAGGAGGAAGAAAGCAACCCUGCACUCCUCUGUGAUUGGGACUGACUGUGCUGUUGCUGGGUGGAACAGUGUAAUGCUGCUGCUGCUCCUGCUCCAGCACUGUGAUGUUUCUGUUCCACAUUGUGCUGACUCACAUUCAAGAAAAUAUGAUACACAGACACAAUGCAGUGUAACUCUUUUCCUUCCCCCCAGUGACCUCGAAAGUUUCUGUAGAUAAUGCAUUAAAUGGCUGAGAGAGCCGCUGUAAUAUCAAGAGAUGAAGAGGAGAUCCAAAACAGCAGUGACGAUGAAGACAGACUUCCGACUCAAGUUGCUGUAACAGCAUCCCCUGGUUGCUCUGCCAGUGCAUCGCUAGACAGCCCUGAGGAAGACAAGGGAAGCUCAGCAGUGCCAGAAAGACUGUCUGUCCUCUCCAGCAGGGCAGUGGCCCAGCUAAAAGUCCUGACUGGCCCAGAGAUGGUUAGUGGUGUCCAGGCACAGAGGACAGCCCCUGGGCUGGCUGAGCAUCCUCUGACAGCUGUAGAUGCAUCCUUAGGUGCCUCCUCAUGCCCUGCAGCAGUUGAUAACCUGCUGCCUGUGGACCUUGCCUCCCUGCAUGCCAAAAGCCCCUGCUGUGAUGGCAAAUUGAGUUCAGAGGUGCUGCAGGUCCCGAGGGUGCCCGGUGAGGCCAGCGAGGCCCUGCAGGCAGGGACUGACACACAGCAGGCAGGGAGCGGCACUGAGAGCAGCAUGGCCUCUUGCAGUUUGGGACGUGUGACUUGGAGGAAGACCACAACAGUAAUGGAGACCUUAGAAAAUAAGAAAAAGGAGGAAAAGGAGAAGUACCGGCUCCAGCUAGCAAUGUACCGACGGCUCCUGCUGUUGCGCUCCAUCAGGAGUUUGCACAGGCAGCUGGAGCAGCAGCAGGCCAGGCUGCAGGAAUGCUAUGGCACAGUGAUAAAUACAAAGAAAGAAGUGUUGAAGCACAUUUGCUCAACCUCGCCCUCACCUUCGCCGUAAUCAUGUUGCUGCCUGCAGAAAUGAGCUUUGCAAUGCCACCCGAGCUGCCAGUAAGCUUGCAUGCCACAGGGGCGGUGUCCUGGUGUGUGCCCAGCGGAGAGGAAACAGCAGCAACAGACCGAGAAGAGAACAGAGAAGGUAUAGCGUUGGUCUGAAUUUAUCUGGAGGAAAAAAGAGCAAGGGUGAACCUGUGCAAGAAGCUGACUCCUGAUGCCCAUUCCAAGCCUCAAGGUGAAAAAGGAAUUUUUUGACAGAUAGGUUUAUAAAAAGAAAAAAUCACCACACACUGAGAACUUAGUCUGUCGCCUGACCCAUAAAGGUGGCUGGAUGCAAGGCUGCUGCCUGCUGGAUAUGUGAUAUGGCACAUCUCCCUUCUACUUUCAGAGCCAACAAAAUUUGAACAGAAUUAGGGUUUAUUUGUCUGCAAGAAUACCUGAAUUUAAAAAGUCAGGAUAUUUGAAACACUUAGGCUCAGGCUUGAUUAUAUUUGCCUAAGGACACUGUAUGUUUGCAACUUCUACUUUCCUUUAAAAAUUAAUUAAGAUUAAUCAGAAAUUAUUGUGGGAAGGUAGGACAGCCAUACACACACAGGGAAAGAGUGCAAAUGCCUAAGCCUGAUUUCCUCAGGAAAGUAAUGUAAAAACAAGGACCUUGUAGUCUGACGUUGCACUGGAAACCCAUGCUGGCAGUGCCAGGGGAAUGUUCAAGGUCUGCACAAUUACUAAUCUGCUGCUAAUUCCCAGUGGCACUAACAUCUGCAAAUCAAGCAUAUUUUGUGCCUUACUGCUGUCAUUUAAUGGAAGUUGGUGACAAUUAGCACUUUUUAUCCAGGUGUAUUAGACAUGUGGAAAACCCUGGAGCGCUGUUUCUCCAAUUGCAAGGUUAGGAUGCCUGCAGGGAAUUUGAUGUCAGUAUGCAACAAACACGGAGAGAAAAUGAAAACAAAAAGAUGCAACUUUUUUGUAUGCAUUUAAAAGGCAAUUUGAGUCACUAUUAUUGAACAACAAAUUGAAUAGUUGAAUAUGCUGUUUUACAAUUGGAAGCAAAAUAUGAUUCAAGAAGAAAAGCUACAGAAAAUUUUCCUAUUCUAGGAUUUCAAGGGAUAUAGAAAAAUCACAUUUUUUCAGAUAUUUAUUUCUGAUCAAGCUAGUUUUAUUUUCCCCCUGUUGUUUUUCUUUUUUUUCUUUUUUUUUUUUUUAAUAUAAUUGAUUAUGUAGAUGAACAAACAGGUUUUAGUGUGGGGUUUUUCUUCAUAAAAAGACAGUUCUGCUUUUAAUCCUCCUACAUUUAUAAAAAUAAUGUGCUACAUAGAGGAAAAAUUUUAUUCUCACUUUUUUUUGUGAUACAUAUACAGGGAGGGGUAUGUGCAUGUUGGUGUAUGCAUGUACACACACCUCCCUGUAUUCAAGAAGUUAUGAAAGGCUGAUGCUUCUUUUUUUGUAGCAGAAGCAAGAAUAAUCUCUCAAAAUAAUCUCUGCUGUCUACGAGGAGUUUGGUUGAUUAGACUCACAUGCACACAUCUGUGAGCAAGGUAUUGAAGUAAUUCAACAAAUGAAGUGCAGCACAACAUUGUCAUUAUUCCAUCUUUGUGUUUCUGCACACCCAAAAAUUAUGGAAGCCCCCUGGGUAUGCACAACCUUAGAUAGGUUCAUUCAUUUCCUUGGGCCCUUGUGCAGUCUCUCAUGCAACACAAACCAGUAACUUUGAAUGCAGAAUUGCCAUAGAAACAUCCUUGGCAUCAAGGAGAUAUUUGAAGGAGCAUCCUCUACUGCCUCAUUUGGGGAAUUCAGGUUGCCAGAGGCCUUUAGUGGGCUACAGAAGAGAGCUGGUGGUUGCAUGUGACUGAGAAACAUUACUCCUGAGCUCUGAUCCCAUCUCGCUCUCUGCUCAGCCUUUGGGAAAGCUGUUCUCUCUCAGCAAUGCAUAUUUCCUAAAGAAUGCUUAAAUACUAAACUUGCCUCAAAGGUAACCUGUUCUUUCUUCAUGUGCCUCUCAAGAAGGAUUCAAGGGGUUGGUCAUGGCCAAGAGAGCUAUGUUAAGAUUAAUAUCUUUCCCCCCAUACUUCUUGAACUAGAAAAGCCUUUUUGUCUUUGUUAAGAGUAAGUGCUAUGUGAACCAAGCACAAGCAAAUCACUAUGAUGUCACCUCGUUUGGGGAAAGAAGUACUGGUGAAGGGUCGCAUCUCAAAAAUAUUGCUGCAUUUUGAAUCCAAAUGUCAUUAGGAAGACAGUCAAAAUGAAAAGUUAGCCAACUUUUCUUUUUGACUGUUCUGCAGUUGCUGCAAGAGUGCCCUACAUUACUGCAUAGAGCCACCUAUUGUGUCAUAUUUGCAUUAAGGAGUGACUAGACUAAGAUUAAAAAUACUUUCCACAUAACAACUAAUGCAGAAAUAGUUAGUAUGACAAUCUGUCCAACUAUAAAUUCUUUGUGGCAGAACAGUGAUAAUCUUUGUUUUGUACAACAUCUCAUAAAAUUUCUUGAUCCUAACUGGGAUCAGCAGAUGCUUCUGCAUUAUGAAUAUUAAAUACCAAAGGAUUUGUGCAUGAGCAAUGCUGUCUGAUAUCUGGCAGGAAAAUGAAGCCAAGAGUUAUUCCAUUUGUGCCACACGCUUUCCAUGUAGUAUUUCUAUGGAUACAUGCAAAAUAAAUAUUAACUGAGGAAAUAACUCCAGUCUUUGCAAGAAUUUGCUUCUCAGCCAGUGCUUCUAAUGUGGUUACUAAUAAGUGGAGUUCGACAAAACAGUUAAAGGCAAUACGAUUUUUAAAAUGAGUUUAUUUUAGAAGCUUGGGAUAUGUGGCUUAACAGCUAUGGGGGUUUUUCCUUCUAUGUUUUAGUGUAUUUUGAGUGUUGAAGGCCAAUGAGAAAGUUCCAGAAUGCCAUGGGUAAAUCUUGGAGGUGUUUUCAGGCAUAUCAAACUGAGCAAUAGUCUCAGGUUGAAUAAAAGUGUUUCCUCUCA